Tarenaya hassleriana is the source of this 1541-nucleotide messenger RNA. RefSeq names its product pentatricopeptide repeat-containing protein At2g01740. NCBI's taxonomy places the organism in Eukaryota, Viridiplantae, Streptophyta, Magnoliopsida, Brassicales, Cleomaceae. Gene Ontology annotation, molecular function: protein binding. The record is from RefSeq and is a predicted model, not a curated record.
AUUCGCCGGCGAGACCCUUCAAUUUAUUUCUCUGAGUAAUUCGAUUAAAAAAUCCCAUGUCCAUGAAUGGUCAGAGAGACCCUUCAAUUUAUUUCUCGCCUGAGAAAAUCGUCGAAUUUUCCAGACCCCAUCACCUACAACAAGCAUCUUCAUCAUCUCAUCAAGUCGAAUUGCGGUGUUCUUUCUCUCAAGUUCCUCGCUUACUUGCCCUCAAGAGGUUUUACUCCUCACCGUUCUUCCUUCAGCUCAGCCAUUUCUUUCAUAUGCAGAUUAGGGCAGGUUAAUUUCGGAUACGGGUGUUUGCCCGAUGUUGUAUCUUAUAACUCUUUGAUUGAUGGAUACUGUAGAAAUAACGAUGUCAGGAGGGCAUGUUUGACAGUGGAUAGGAUUAGGAGUUCCGGUCUGUACAAUUGCAAACCGGAUGUAAUUACUUUUAACUCUCUGUUCAAUGGGUUUUGUAAGAUGAAGAUAUUGAGCGAGGCGUUUGUGUACAUGGGUUUGAUGUUGAAGUGUUGUUCCUCGAAUGUAGUUACUUACAGUACUUGGAUCGAUACAUUCUGCAAAUCAGGGGAUUUGCAAAUUGGGUUGAAGACAUUCAACGAUAUGAAAAGAGAUGGUUUGUCUCCCAUGGUUUCUUUCACUUGUUCGAUCGAUCGGUAUUGUAAAGCUGGUGACCUGGAGGCAGCAUUCAUGUUGUACGAAGAGUUGAGAUGCCUAUCUCUGCCUCUGAAUGUCGUUAUUUACAGUGCUCUGAUAGAUGGAUUCUUCUAACAAGGGAAACCGGAAAGAACAGAGUGGUUGUUUUCACAGAUGUUGGAGGACAGAGUUCAACCAAACUCCAUUAUAUAUACUGUUAUGAUUGACGGGUAUUUCAAGAAAAGAGACGUUGAUAACGCCAUGAAGAUUCUUACGAGUCAAAGGAUGAGUCUUGAUAUAGCAGCAUACAGGGUUAUAUCGGGUCUCUGCGGUAACGGAAGACUACAGGAGGCAACAGAAGUGACGGAGGAGAUGAUAAAAAGCGGUGUAGUUCCUGAUAAGAUGAUAUUAAUGGUGAUGAUGGAUGCAUAUUUCAAAUCUGGGCAAUUGAAAGCUGGAGUCCAGGUGUUUCAGGAGCUUUUGGAGAGAGGUUUUGAGCCGGAUAAGGUAACUCUUUCAACAUUGAUCGAUGGCCUUAUCAAGAACGGUAGAUUACACGUAGCUAAAGCUUAUUUCUCGAACAGCAAACUAAUGAUUCGAGAAGGGCUUGAACCCGACUUGUUGACGUACACGUCGUUGAUUUUCGGGUUAGCAAGCAAGGGUUUGAUGGUUGAAGCAAAGCAAGUCUUUGAUGAAAUGGUGAGAAGAGGAAUAUCUCCUGAUUCUGCUGUUUUUGAUGUCCUGAUCAGAGGUUAUGAGAAGGAAGGAAAUGUGGUCGCUGCUUCGGAUUUGUUUCUUGAUAUGCAGAAGACAGGGCUUGGAACAGUGUUAGGUUCUUGUAUGAACCAAUAUGAUAACAGAGCCAACUUAUCUUGAAAUCUCAUUUUUUGUCCUUUGGGGGCUAA